CUGUUGAACUGCAGAACGAUGGCAGAAGCAACGAACCCGGCGGCCACCUCUUUACCGGCACCCACCAUAUCCCUGCCGCUGGGGCUGGAUGUCAUCCGGACCUAUUCAGGAGCUCUGAUCUGCUUGGAGAUAGUCUUUGGGGGUUUGGUUUGGAUUCUCGUGGCCUCCUCAAACGUCCCCGUGCCAAUCCUCCAGGGCUGGGUUAUGUUCGUGUCUGUCACUUUGUUCUGCUGUUCAUUGGCCUACCUCGCUCUCUUCCUGCUCGGCCUCGCAGACCGAAUCAACACCGACUGGAACUUCAUGGAUAUGGUGUACCACUUCAUGGCCCUGCUCUUCUAUUUCUCUGCGUUUGUGCUGGAAGCAGCAGCAACGUCCGGAGUUCAUAAACACUACAUGAACAUGACAAUGUGCUUGUCCAAACCUGACACGAACAUCAUCACCUUCAUGGACUUCAGACAGUACAGUAUUAAUGUGGUUGCUACGAUAUUUGCUUUCUUUGUGACCGUGUGCUACGGCUGCAGUAUGUUCAUGGGCUUUAAGCGAUGGAGGAAGUGACAUUGAGAGUCACGGCAUCACAGCGACGCUCCCUGGUGACACGUUUACUAUCAUACACAAACACACACACACACACACACACACACACACACACACACACACACACACACACAGAGGAUUCUGCUCUUUCAGCAUAGACAUGUGUGUUUAGUGUAUUAUAGGUUUCAGUUUGUAAAGUUAAGUUUUGUGUAAUGUCACAAAACAUUUCUAUCACAAGUGUUAGAUAGUCUUCAGAAAAACUCCACAAUUCAGUGUGCUGUUAGUAUGCAACAGUGUGCAAAAGUUUGUACCCCUUCAUGAUUUCUGAACCAAAACAAGUAACCGGUCCAUCUGGUUUAUAUUUUAUCUACAAAAGAAAAAGAAAAUAAUUUUAAAAUGAGACAAAAAAAAUUUCCACAUCAACUUAAUAAUAUAUAAUAAUAAUAAUAUAAUUAUAACAACUAUAAUAAUAAUAAUAAUAAUAAUAAUAAUAAUAAUAAUAAUAAUGUUUAUUCCUUUACAUUUAUAUCCUUUUAAAAGGGGGUGCAAACAUUUGAUGUGAUAUUUACAUUUUUUUAAUAUCUUGACAUUUGCAUUUUUGUUACUUGUGAAAAUUGAAGGAACUAAACAUGUUUUUUAGCUGUAAAUCACAUUUUGUCUUCAUGUUUUCUGAAGGGUGUAAAAACUUUUGCAAUCACACCUCAGAGAAUAUUUAGAUUAAAAAUAGAUUUUUAGGUAAUUUAAUAAACGUUUUAAUGUCCAGUUUCAGUUUGAGUCUAAUAUAAUCUGUUUAUUUUAUUGUUGUCAAUAAAACAAUGAAUUUUUUGUGUUUUUAAUGAA
Molecule: messenger RNA, 1374 nt
Organism: Tachysurus vachellii
Lineage: Eukaryota; Metazoa; Chordata; Actinopteri; Siluriformes; Bagridae
Gene: mal2
Product: mal, T cell differentiation protein 2
Exons: 4
Coding region: 19-555 (178 amino acids)
Biological process (GO): myelination
Cellular component (GO): membrane
Molecular function (GO): structural constituent of myelin sheath
Source: RefSeq, a predicted model, not a curated record